Molecule: messenger RNA, 921 nt
Organism: Letharia columbiana
Lineage: Eukaryota; Fungi; Ascomycota; Lecanoromycetes; Lecanorales; Parmeliaceae
Exons: 1
Coding region: 1-921 (306 amino acids)
Source: RefSeq, a predicted model, not a curated record
AUGCCUCCGCGAAUAGGACGCAAUGGCGCCGUCGUCAAACCCUCUUUAUCCACCAAGAGUCAACAGACUGCCGGACACACUGCAAGCAAGGUCAUUGAUUUGACGCGCGAGUCCACCGACGAGACGUCUGGAAAGAGUUCUGGAGAAGAGUCGGCAGAAGAUGAGGAAAUUGACGACGUGCCGGAGCGCCAUGGAGAAAGACCUGAUGGAAGAAGAGGACACCGAAAUUCGAGUGCUGGCAUGCAAGGAAGGGUUUUAGGAGCGGUUAAAGCGAAGGAGUCCAUACUGGAAUACACCUUCAUAGUGACAAUCUUGCACCAUAGACCCUGGGGCAUGGGAGACGACCAUGCCACAGUUGGUGUGUUUCCCACUGAAAAGGAAGGCGAAGAAGCGGCUUCCAAGGACUUUCUUCAACGGUGUAAAAGCCAGGCCGAUGGGUGGGAAUCCGAGUGGCGUCCGCAUCCAAGAGAUGGCAUGCUGCAACUCUGUGGAUGCUGUGAAGAUGGAGAGGUUGAUUCGGAGAGGUAUACGGCUUCGAUCAAACGAGUCCAACAAAAGCGAGUGGUCACUGUCCAGCCAUGCGUUCCAAGCGCCGCUCAAUCCAAACCCAGGGUCGUCAAACCUCGUCACGUCUACCUCGUCAUAGAAGAGCAGAGGAUAAACAUUGGAACAGACGAUCCACGAGGGUUCUACAAUGGCCUGGGCGACGCCAAAUCUGCCGAUAUACAUGGGAUAUACGUGGACUUGAGCGCCGCGAACGAUUCUGCUCGUGAGAUCUAUUAUGGCAUUGUUGGGAAGCUUGAUGGCGAGGCAGACACUGUUACCGACACCUUGAAGAACGGCAUGGCCAGGAUUCUGGUGGCAAACCACACAAAGAUGAUGACAUAUUCUCUCAGUGUCAUAAAGAGAUCCCUCAAGUAA